AUGCGCUGGACAGACCUGCUUGUCCUUCUCCCUGCAGCCCCGUACCGACUGGCGGCUUUCCCCUUUGCUGCUCUCUUCCACCACCUCUGUGCUUCGGGGCACCUCUCUCUGACUGCCCGGUACAUAUUCCUCCUUGCCGGAGGAUGUCUCCUUGCCAGCACAGCCAUGGGCAGCUAUGCUGUGUUGCUCCUCAUCCCUGCCACUGGCUCUGUGCUCAUCCUCCUCUUCGUCAGCCCAGCUCAUGCCCACACCUGGGUCUUCGCUCUCCAGAUGUCCUGGCAGACACUCUGCCACCUGGGUCUGAACAGGCAGGAGCUGGACCCACAGGAUGCCAGGCCAGCCGUUGCCCUCUCUGCCAUCAUGCUGCUCACCCAGAAGGCUACGUCUCUGGCCCUGGACAUCCACGAAGGGCUCAUGCCGCUCCAGCUGGGCCAGGGGCUUUUGCAGCGCGCGCUGCCCUUCUGCAGCUAUCUGCUCUUUUUCCCAGCCCUCCUUGGAGGUCCUCUGUGCUCCUUCAGCACGUUUCAGGCCCGGGCCGAGUCCUGCGGUGCUCUCCCCCGCCCGCUGAGGGCUGCCGGCCAGCGGUGCCUCUCUGCGGUGGCCCUGCAGGGGCUGCGCACGGGGCUGGCAGGAGGGCUGGCCGGCAGGCAGGGCUGCGCCGGCCUGGGCUGCCUGCCCCCCGUCUGGGCGCGGGCUCUGCUCCUCAGGCUGGCCUACUAUUUGCACUGGGUGCUGGAUGAGGCCCUCCUCGAGGUGGCGGGCUUUGGGCCGGAGGUGGGCCAGGGAGACCUUUCCGUCCGCGACCUCUGGACACUGGAGACCACCCACCGCCUGGCCGUCUUCGCCCGAACCUGGAACAAGAGCACGUCCCGCUGGUUGAGGAGACUUGUCUUCCAGCGCUGCCCGGCCCAGCCACUCCUAGCCACCUUUGCCUUCUCUGCCUGGUGGCACGGCCUCCGGCCCGGGCAGGUCUUUGGUUUCCUGUGCUGGGCUAUCAUGGUGGAGGCCGACUACCGCAUCCAUCCCUUCCUCAGCGCCUGGGCCACCUCCCAGGGCAUGAAGCUCCUCUACCGUGGCACAACCUGGGUCUUCACGCAGCUCAUCGUCGCCUACAUCCUGGUGGCUGUGGAGACCGAGAGCUUCCCCAUGCUCUGCCUGCUCUGGACUUCCUGCAACAGCAUCCUUCCCCUCUCCUACGGCCUCGCACUGCUGCUGCUGCUUGCCAAGUAG
Messenger RNA from Gymnogyps californianus (California condor), 1230 nucleotides. RefSeq names its product membrane bound O-acyltransferase domain containing 4 (gene MBOAT4). Gene Ontology annotation, biological process: lipid modification; peptidyl-serine octanoylation. The transcript is spliced from 3 exons. The record is from RefSeq and is a predicted model, not a curated record. Gene Ontology annotation, molecular function: serine O-acyltransferase activity. Gene Ontology annotation, cellular component: endoplasmic reticulum membrane. The coding region runs from base 1 to 1230 and encodes 409 amino acids. Lineage: Eukaryota; Metazoa; Chordata; Aves; Accipitriformes; Cathartidae.